AUGGCUACAACCCUGUUCCCGAAUGUUGCUCGACGUAUUGAAAUUCUAACGGAGCAUAAAAUCAGCAACGAUCUCGAAACCAGAUACAUUGUAGACGCAAUACAAAAAGUCAUUAAGGAACGACGAUCCAAUCCAAAUGUUAUCCAGCACGAUUUCCUUCAGCUCCUAUUGGACUGUUCCGAGAAGAAAACCGACGACGGUGAAGUGGAUCUUGCGAUUACGAAUGAUGUGAUCUCGAAAGGUGGUCAUAAGGUAAUCGAAAAGCAGUUGACUACUUAA
Molecule: messenger RNA, 279 nt
Organism: Anisakis simplex (herring worm)
Lineage: Eukaryota; Metazoa; Nematoda; Chromadorea; Rhabditida; Anisakidae
Source: the annotation of a GenBank genome assembly